Messenger RNA from Rotaria sp. Silwood2, 297 nucleotides. The record is from the annotation of a GenBank genome assembly. NCBI's taxonomy places the organism in Eukaryota, Metazoa, Rotifera, Eurotatoria, Philodinida, Philodinidae.
AUGUCUGUUUUGUCUAUUGCUUGUCUAUGUUUUUUAAUAUUAUCAUUUGGUAUUAACAGUCAAAGUUAUCAAUAUGAUUCAACAUGUAACUGUGCUUCAGUAUCAUCGAAUGGUAAUGUUUGUCUUCAAUAUACUUGUGUAACUGAAAGACGUAAACCAAAAUGCUUUCCUGGCCGAAGUAUCGUUAUAACUGAAAAUGGUUUAGCGAAAUCUUUAUCAAAUAUAGAAAUUGGUGACCGUGUACUGGUUAUGAAUAAAGAAAAUAAAUUAAUUUAUAUCUAUAUUAAUAUAAUAUGA